Mesocricetus auratus (golden hamster) is the source of this 3986-nucleotide messenger RNA. It is a transcript of the gene Nanos1, whose product is annotated as nanos C2HC-type zinc finger 1. Bases 282 to 1106 code for a protein of 274 amino acids. Gene Ontology annotation, cellular component: perinuclear region of cytoplasm. Gene Ontology annotation, molecular function: zinc ion binding; mRNA binding. NCBI's taxonomy places the organism in Eukaryota, Metazoa, Chordata, Mammalia, Rodentia, Cricetidae. The record is from RefSeq and is a predicted model, not a curated record. The transcript has a single exon. Gene Ontology annotation, biological process: negative regulation of translation; oogenesis.
GCGCGCGGGGCGCGGGAGGCGCGCGGGGCUGGAGAGGAGCGCGCGCCCGCCUCCGCUCCGCCUCCGUCCGGGGGCGCGGGCACGGUGGCCCCGGCGGAGGAUCGCAGGGGGCAGGGCCGAGACUGCGAGGAGGGGCACCGGGAAAGCGGGAGCGAUAAAAGGAGGCAAGGCUGCCCCACCCCGAGGCAGGCCGGUGGGCAGGCUCUUGCGUCCCUUCCGUCCGGCCUGUGCCGGCGGCGGCGGCGGCGGCGGCGGGGAGGCGCGCAGCCCGCUGCCGGCCCAUGGAGGCUUUCCCUUGGGCGCCACGCUCGCCCCGCCGCGCCCGCGCCCCCGCGCCUAUGGCGCUCGUGCCCAGCGCCCGCUACAUGAGCGCCCCGGGCCCGGUGCACCCGCAGCCCUUCAGCUCCUGGAACGACUACCUGGGGCUAGCCACGCUCAUCACCAGGGCUGGAGACCGCGGUUCCCCGCCCUCCUCAUCCCACUGCUCCUCGCACGAAGGGUCGGUACCCUUGGCGGUGGGGCCCACGUUGGGGCCGCCCGACGACGAGGACGACGACGAUGGCGAUGAGCCGGGGGCCCGGGACCGCUACCUGGGCGGCGCGCUGGAACUGCGCGCUCUAGAGCUGUGCGCCGGCACUGCCGAGGCCGGGCUGCUGGAGGAGCGCUUCGCCGAGCUGAACCCGUUCGCAGGGCGCGCCGCCGCGGUGCUGCUGAGCUGCGCGCCCGCCGCCUCCGCCGCCCCCGCCGUCCCCACGGCCGAGAUGACGCCGCGCGAGGAGCCGGGCCCUGCGUGGGCGGCCGAGCCUCGUCUACAUGCAGCCUCCGGGGCGACCGCUGCACGUCUGCUGAAACCGGAGCUGCAGGUGUGUGUGUUCUGCCGUAACAACAAGGAGGCGGUCGCGCUCUACACCACACACAUCCUCAAGGGCCCCGACGGCCGAGUGCUGUGCCCGGUCCUGCGCCGCUACACGUGUCCCCUGUGCGGUGCCAGCGGCGACAACGCACACACCAUCAAGUAUUGCCCGCUCUCCAAAGUGCCACCGACCGCUGCCCGCCCGCCUCCACGCAGCACCAGGGACAGCCUGCCCAGCAAGAAGCUACGCUAGGACCAGCCUGCGGACACCUGAAGUCAUGGUCGCGUCUCCUUUCCCCGGUGGCUUAACUUGGGAAGUGGUCUUGGUUUUGCUGAAGCCGGCAGGGCGCAGCACUUUUCAGUGGAGUGGUCGGGUCUCUGACGUUGAAAUCUUGAAUUUUGUCUUAAAGUGCGCAUCCAGAACCGUGAGAUCUGAGCUGGUAUGCCAUCGGCUUUAAGUGUGGCGACUAAGGCGGUGUUUACUGUAUACAUCGGCCUGUUUUAAGUGCGCAAUCAGUAUGAAAUUGAUUUUGGAUGUUUUCGUUUUAUGAAUGGAGGCACUUUAUUAGGUCUAGAGUAUUUUUCAUAGCCUCUGAACUUGAGUGUGUAAAACUAAGCAUUUUAUGGAAUGUCGGCAAAUGUCUAUUUUAUUGUUUGAUGCAAUUUAUUAAUUUAAAUUUGUCCUUACUCUAAUUGCAGGUAAAGCAAUCUAGUAUACUUCCCAGUAUUACUUUGAGAGGGUGUUCCUCCUCGUGGCUUGUUUCUGUCCUAGCUGGGAGGCUUAAAGGCACAAUCUGUAGUAGGUAGACUAGUUCCUUAACCUUUUAUGUAUCAGAUAUUCUACCGAAUUAGCAAGUAGCCCUUCCCACUCUUAAAAUUAACUGUGCCAAGUCCUAAUCAUAUCGUGUACAUAUUUGGAAAUGGUGCUGUUUAAGAGACUUGUGUAUUUAUACGGUGACAGUAUAUGAAUACAUUAAUCUCCCCUGUAACUCUUACUUAGCAUUUUCUCUAUGCACCACCCCCUAACGUGUCCAAUUGUUUAUGUCUAAUGCUAAGACCAGAAAGGAGGAAACCCGAGAGAGCAGUGUUAAUUCACCUUUGAUUGCUCAAUUUCAGGCUUCCUAAAUAGAAAAUGAGAAACUGAAGCAAUAACCUGAGUUCCAGAAGGUUCUGGACUGCUGCCUUCAGAUAUAACAGUUGUGCCAAAAUAAACACCAUUUAAAGGCUCUAAUAAUCGGGGUUGGGUACAAGUAACAUGACCUUGCUGGUGAUGGUUCCACUCCUACUGGUCUGCUUCCAGACCCUAAUCUUAAGACAAAAGUUCCUAAUCCCCUACUUCAGUACUCCAGUACAUCCAUCACAUUGAAUGCUGGAUGAAGUAUGGUACAUAACUACCUACCAUCAAGGUGAAUUAAGAUAAACACUAACACCACUAUCUGAAAAUACCAGCCUAACCCUGAGUUUAAGUGUAUAAAACUUACAGUAAUUAGAUUUAGCUAGAGUACUGAGAGUUAGACUGCCUUUCAUAUUAAACAGCUAACUUCCAUAACAAACUGGAUUUCCAUGUAACAGAGUGACGUAAAAAUACUGGAUAGCUAGUGUGCCCUAUUGGUUAAGAGGGAGGUGCAUCAUACAUACCCCUGGUUAGUUAUAGCCCCACAGAACUGCAGAUUCCACUCAGCCUAGGCCUAAACCAAGUAAUAAAACCAUCUAGUUCCUAGUUCCUUGUCCUUUUGCUAGAAAAUAAACCAUUUGUUGUGGGGUGAAGUUUUUCAAGUGAACAUAAAUUCACGUUCUCUCCCCCUAAUUGGUCUAAAUUUUCCAAGUGAGCAAUCUCAAAGGCAAAAAAUCAAGUCAUUUGGCUCUUUGAAUUGUGGUAGUUUUGAGGCAUGUGUGUGGUGCCAGUACUUUUUAAUACAUGAGCUGAACCACUGAUGACAGGAACCUAAUGCUUUUAUUUUCUGACAUCUUAUCAGAACCAGGGAUGUUAAGAUUUGCAUUCCUGUUCAGUGGUAUUAAGGGGCAUCCAAAAAAUGUCCUCAUAUUAAGCACCCAUAAUAUUAACAGUUGGGGAGAUAGCUACCAAUAAAGUGCUUCUAGGAAGCACCAAGACCUGGGUUGUAGCCCCAGCAUCCACAUAAAAAUAUGGGAAUGGUGGUAUGCCUAUAAUCCCAGUGUUGGUGAGGCAGAGGCCAACCUUGCUAAAUGGGUGAGCUUCAGGUCUGAGUGAAAAACCCUCUCAAGUUAGGUGAGCUCAUGACAUCUGAGGCCAACCUCCACGUAAAUGCACAUCAUCUGCAGUUAGAGGUGAGUUUUUUAAGUCAAAGGUGGCUGGUGGCUAUGGUCUCAACCUGCCUGGGGCUCACUGGCCAGGCUGUCUAGCUCCCAGUUUGGAGAACUCCAAACUCAAUGUUUGAACCAAACAAAAGAAGUGGAAUGUGAUUGAGGGCACCUGUUGACCUCUGGCCUCCAUGUACUUGCACAAAGAACAUGUACACACAAAACGCAACCCAUAGCAUAUGUUCUCUACCCUAUACUAAGUCCAUUUACCAGCUAACAUAUUGAAAGUCUACAACAUAAAUAUUACUGGUUUUCCACUGUUAACAAAUUCUAGAGCAAACAAACUCAGCCCUUAAGAAAUAUAAACCCUUGGAACCAGACAUUGUGUGUUCAAUUAAUCCCAGCAUUCCUGAGGCAGAGGAAGGCUAAGUAAUCCUUGGAAUGCAAUGUUAACAUUUAGGUUCUACAAAAAUGUUUACAGUAGAGAGCCAACUUUAUAGCUCAGGGGUAGAGCACUUGUCUAGAAUGCACAAAACCCUAAGAUCAAUAUUCAUUAUUAAAGGGAAGAAAAUGAAAUUUAAAACCCAAAGUUUAAUACAAAACUGUGACAAGGUUGGCUUGUAAGAAUGCAUUGUGUAUCUUGCUAAACCACAAAAGGUACAGCCCUGUAGCAGCUUCUCCAUGGGCAGAGGUACAGGCAGUGUUAUGCUUUAGCCUGUCUGUCCAAACUUGUUAAUUCUGUUUUUUUACUUUUGUGUACUUUUUUUUCCUGCAAAAUCCUUUUCAGAAGUUAAUAGCUUUUAUUAGAACUUUUGUCAGAUCUAUUAAACCAAAACCAUGUAUUUCAAAACUA